AUGGCCCCGUGGCGUCUGAGUGACCAUCUUCUCCUUCUCCUGACCAAAUUAGAAGAAGGAAUAACUUCCUUCUUUGACCUUAACAGUACUCCGGACACAUCUGUGACCACACAAUGGCAGGCACAUAAAGCGGUCGUUAGAGGCCUGCUAAUCAGUCAAGCAUCACAUUUAGAUAAAAAAUCCAGACAAGAAUAUAUAGAUCUUUUGAGGUCCCUAAGGGAAGAAACCCUUAAGCAAACCAGGGCCCCAACUUCCUUUACGCAACAGCGCAUAGAUGACUUAAGAAAGGAAUUGAAUAAUAAGCAUUUGCGAGCCACAGCCCUCAUAACAUACAAACUAAAAUAG
This is a messenger RNA of Pelobates cultripes (western spadefoot toad), 345 nucleotides long. Lineage: Eukaryota; Metazoa; Chordata; Amphibia; Anura; Pelobatidae. The record is from the annotation of a GenBank genome assembly.